Messenger RNA from Mastomys coucha (southern multimammate mouse), 8380 nucleotides. RefSeq names its product protocadherin beta-6-like. Gene Ontology annotation, molecular function: calcium ion binding. The transcript has a single exon. NCBI's taxonomy places the organism in Eukaryota, Metazoa, Chordata, Mammalia, Rodentia, Muridae. Gene Ontology annotation, biological process: homophilic cell-cell adhesion. The record is from RefSeq and is a predicted model, not a curated record. Gene Ontology annotation, cellular component: plasma membrane. Bases 3218 to 5608 code for a protein of 796 amino acids.
UUCUAUAAGUAAACAUUCGAUAGAUAUUUCCGACUAGAUUUCAAUAUUGGUUGCAAACAACUUACAAGAAGCCAUAUCUGCACAUAAAACUUUGUUCACAUUCUUGCCAAAACCUGUCUAACGGGCAAGCACUGUGUGUGUGUGUGUGUGUGUGUGUGUGUGUGUGUGUGUAUGUGUGUGUGUGUAUGUUUGUGUGUGUGUAUUUGUGUAUACAGUGUGUGCAUGGGUGGACCAAGGCAUUUGCAUGGAGGUCAUAAGAUACCUUGGGAUAGCCUUCCACCUGGUUUCAGACAGUGCCUCUUGCUGUUUUUCUGCUGUAGGCACCAGCCUAGCUGGCCCUAGAGCUUCUAGAGAUUCUCUUGUGUCUGCCUCUCAUCUCCCUAGAGGAGAACUGGGAUUUGAACCAGGGUCUUCACACUUGUGCAGAUAAGUGCUUUUACCCAUCAAAACAUCUUCCCAUCUCAAAAGCAAUUUCAAACGUUUUAAAAUGUCUUUUAAAUCAACUUGUUUAUUACUAAGAAAUACAUUUUUAAACCAUUAUCAGCUGAAUUGUUAGCAUCCCAGAUUUUUUGUAUGUGGAGGAUAAUAUCAAGAUACUAUCUUUCUCAUUUAAGUACCAAUGUUCUUAAAGAACUUUUCUUUGUCUAGAUUGAGGUCAAUGCAUGCUGUAAUGCUGAUAAAAUUUGUUUUAACUUUGGGAAUACUCUAUAAGCCAUAUGUGAAGACACCUGGUACCACUGAAGUCACAGAGUGAAUAAAGUAAUUUGUGAGAUAGUAUGUCAUUAGCCUGGAAUCAGAACUGAGAGCACCCAUUGUUAGUGCAACACUCACUGUGAUGGAAUUUGUAAGAAAACAAGAGAGAAAGCAUUUAUUUUGGCUCAAGGUUUCAGCCCAUCACUAAAGGAAGAGCACCUGUCUUAAAGUUUUGCUGCUGUGCACAGAUGCCAUGACCAAGGCAAGUCUUAUAAAAACAUUUAAUUUGGGCUGGCUUACAAGUUCAGAGGUUCAGUUCAUUAUCAUCAAAGAGGGAACAUGGCAGCAUCCAGUGAGGCAUGGUGCAGGAGGAGAUGAGAGUUCUACAUCUUCAUCUGAAGGCUAUUGGCAGAAUAUUGACUUCAAAGAAGCAAGGAUGAGGGUUUUAUAGCCCACAGCCACAGUGACACACCUACUUCAACAAGCCCACACCUUCUAAUAGUGCCACUCCCUGGGCUGAGCAUAUACAAACAUCACAUUAUAUACAAAACCAUCACAGUACCCAUCGAGGUGACAAGAACCUAGAGGAGAGAUUGCUUACCUGGUGCUCUUUCUCUGUUUUCUUCUCUGAUUCUGACUCUGGUCAAAGGGAUGGUGCUGCCCACAUGCAGUGUGUGUUUCUUCCCUCAGUUAGUUCUCUCUAGGGAACCCUUCCCAGACACUGCAGAAGGUAAGACUGACCAAUCUUGUCUGUACUGAAAUCAAAUUGACAACACUGACUAACCAUGGCCCCAUUCAAAGGGAACUUUUAGAAAUGAUCUAGCAAUGACCAAACCCAUCCACAAUCUUUGACAAUUGGUUUUACUUCAUUAGUUCCAUUUAUUAUUCACAUGCUCAAAAAUGUGCAUACUCAGAAAUGGCUUUUCUAGUAAACACUGGAGGAUUGUGAUAUUGAUAUUCUCUUUGAAUGUACACAUGUGGUUUCUAGCUAUAUGAUUUCAACCAUCAGAUUUUAAUUUUUUUUUACUAAAAGUUAAAAUAUUUUUGAUAUAUUCUAAUUUCUCACCUUCCAUUGUCUUGGAAGUUAUGUGAAGUCAAGUCUGCUUGACUUCAAUAAAUUUAUUUUUAAAUAAAUAUAAAAUCCAUCGGAAACCAACCAUAUUUAUUAGAUAUUAUGUUCUUGUAGGGGUACUUACCCACAUUUUAAAUGACACUUAAAGACUCUUUUGAAUUUAUCAGAAAAGAGUAGGAUAGUAACAGAAUAAAACCAUAAUAUUUAGUCAUUAAAUUCCAUGAUGUGUCUAAAUGUAAUCCCUUUCACAUUGUCUACAUUUAUAUUUGUUGGACACAGUCUUUAUGUAGUCUAGGCUUACUUCAAAUUUGCUGUCCUUCUGUCUGAGACUACCAAGUUCUGGAAUUACAGCUAUUGCACCACUGUUCCUGAGCAGAGGUAGUUCUUGAAUGUCAUUUUCUGCAUCAUGCCAUAGAUAGAUUACAACAGAAUAAUAUUUGUACUUUGAUAAAUCAACACGAAAAUGUUUUGUCCAGUGAAAAGUUAUAAUAAAACCCCUGAAUCUCUCAAAACAAUGACCAAUUCUACUCACUUAGAAAUGAAGUUAAAUCUUAAAGUUCUUAAGACAGAUAUCUAUUUCUCUUCAUUCCUAUUUUAAAUUAUUCUCUUUGCUUAGAUAUUACUAUCAUAUGUACCUUUUGACUGCAGUUUUCCUCUCAGUAGCCCAGUGAUUACCAUUAUUGUCCUCAUGUGGUCUUGUAACAAAGUAAGUCUGUGCUCACACCAUUUAUGAGUCAUGUAUGUUAGAGAAGUUAAUGUUUAGUUCAAUAUUUAUGUUUCUAACCAACAUUCACAUUUUCAAUAAUUUGUUGAUGUGUUUAUUGAGACAAUUAAACAGUGUACAUCUUAAACUCAUGAAUUUAUAGAACUCAUCAGAGAUCAGUUGUACUGUUAAAGAACCAUAGUUUAUUAUAGGUAAUUGGCAUGGCCAGAGAGGAUGAUUUGUAAAUAUGUGGAAGAUUGUGGCACGGACUCCCCUUAGAUCAGCAGGCAGUUGGAUUCAGGAUAUAGAGUGGACUUGAAAGCCAACCUAAAAUCAAAACACAAGUAUAUACACACAAACAAGACUCCUAAGAAACCCUUUACAGAGUACUCAGUUUGGAAACACUGACUCAAAAGUCUUUAUGAUGGUCAGGUUUGGAUAAAAGUCUUUAUAAUGCUCAGUGUAGAUCAGGAGAUUUCUCAUGAAGUUAUUGAUUUGAACGCAUGGUGGCGGUGUAGGCUAAGAGAAUGAGUAAGAACCCUUUAGCGUCCUCAGACUCUGCUUCACCUAGAAGCUGAAGCAAUUACGGAACCAUUUGCUGCGGCCGCUAAGCAUUCCUGAGACGAGGAGUCAUCGGGAACUUGUAAGAUUAAAUACACAAUUCCACCACAAAGGUUUUCAGGAAGACCAAAGUUACCUCGGUGCUUAAGAGCUGGAAGGGAUUUUUCCUCUGGAAUCAGACAAUAGAGAUGUCACACACAAACGUGUGGUGCAAGACAAGGCAAGUGAUGAUUUUCAUUAUAUCGAUGCUUUUGUGGGAGGUGGGUUCAGAAUUAAUUCAGUAUGCUGUGCUGGAGGAGACAGAAAGUGGCACGUUUGUGGCCAACCUGACUAAGGACUUGGGACUAAAGAUGGGAGAACUGGCUGCUCGGGACGCUAAAGUGGUUUUCAAGGGGAAUAGACAGUAUUUGCAGCUUGACCCACAGACCCAGCAUUUGGUGCUCAACGAAAACCUCGACCGGGAGGAGCUGUGUGGCUCCACAGAGCCUUGUGUGCUGUCUUUCCGGGUGUUACUAAAAAAUCCUUUGCAGUUUUAUCAAGCUGAACUGAGAGUUAUAGAUAUAAAUGACCAUGCCCCAGAGUUUCCUGCCAGAGAAAUGCUCCUUAAAAUAUCAGAAAUAACUCCACCUGGAAAGAUAUUCCCUUUGAAGAUGGCACAGGACUUAGACACUGGCAGCCACAGCAUUCAAAGCUACACUGUCGGCGAUAAUCCUCACUUCCACGUGCUCACUCGCAAUCGCAGUGACGGUAAGAAGUUCCCUGAGCUAGUGUUGGAUAAGGCGUUGGACCGUGAGAACCAAGACCAGCUCAGACUAAAACUCACUGCCGUGGAUGGUGGGUCUCCACCAAGGUCAGGGGCCACAGAGAUUCAAAUAUUAGUCUUAGAUGUAAACGACAAUACGCCUGAAUUUGCUCAGGAGCUCUAUGAGGUCCAAGUUCCUGAGAACAACCCCAUUGGCUCACUACUUAUUACUGUCUCAGCCAGAGAUUUAGAUACAGGAUCCUUCGGGGAAGUGUCUUAUGGACUGUCUCAAGAUGGUGGCGUUAACGAGCCUUUUGAAAUAAAUACAAAGACAGGAGAAAUUCGACUGAAAAGCACCUUGGAUUUUGAAGCAUUUCAGUUUUAUCAUGUAGAUGUUGAGGCCCUAGAUGGUGGCGGGCUAACAGGAAAAUGCUCUUUAGUCAUCCAAGUAUUGGAUGUGAAUGAUAAUGCUCCGGAAGUGAUCCUAUCUUCACUCAACAGCCCCAUCCCUGAAAAUUUGCCCGGUAUCAUAGUGGCAGUAUUCAGUGUUUCAGAUGUGGACUCGGGAAAUAACCAGCAGGUUACAUGUUCUAUAGAUAACAAUCUUCCAUUUCUUCUACGACCAUCUACGGAGAAUUUCUAUACUCUGGAAACAGAUGGGGCACUAGACAGAGAAAGCAGAGCUGAAUACAACAUCACCAUCACAGUCACAGACCUGGGCAUACCCAGGCUCACAACCCAGCACACCAUAACAGUGCAGGUCUCUGACAUCAACGACAACGCCCCCACCUUCACUCAAACCUCCUACACUCUGUUCGUCCGUGAGAACAAUAGCCCAGCUCUGCACAUAGGCACCAUCAGUGCCACAGACUCAGACUCAGGCUCCAAUGCCCACAUCACCUACUCUCUGCUUCCGCCUCACGACCCACAACUGGCCCUCGCCUCUCUUGUCUCCAUCAAUGCAAACAACGGGCAACUGUUUGCGCUCAGGGCUCUAGACUAUGAGGCCUUGCAGGCCUUCGAGUUCCGCGUGGACGCCACGGACCAAGGCUCUCCGGCUCUCAGCAGCCAAACACUGGUGCGAGUGGUGGUGUUGGACGACAAUGACAAUGCGCCCUUUGUGCUCUACCCGAUGCAGAACGCCUCUGUGCCCUGCACAGAGCUGCUGCCCAGGGCGGCGGAGCCUGGCUACCUGGUCACCAAGGUUGUGGCAGUUGACUGCGACUCCGGCCAGAAUGCCUGGCUGUCAUUCCAAUUGCUCAAGGCCACGGAGCCAGGGCUGUUCAGCGUGUGGGCUCACAAUGGCGAGGUGCGCACCACCAGGCUGCUAAGCGAGCGCGAUGCACCCAAGCACAGGCUACUGCUGCUGGUCAAGGACAAUGGCGAUCCUCCGCGCUCUGCCAGUGUCACUCUUCAUGUGCUGCUGGUGGAUGGCUUCUCUCAGCCUUACCUACCUCUCCCUGAGGUGGCGCAAGACUCCAUGAAGGAUGUUGAAGAUGCGCUCACGCUAUACCUGGUUAUCGCCUUAGCAUCUGUGUCUUCGCUCUUCCUCUUGUCUGUGGUGCUGUUCGUGGGGGUGAGGCUGUGCAAGAGGGCCAGGGCGACCUCUCUGGGUAGCUACUCCGUGCCUGAAGGACACUUUCCUGGCCAUCUGGUGGACGUCAGCGGAGCUGGGACUCUUUCCCAGAGCUACCAGUAUGAGGUGUGUCUGAGGGGAGACUCUGGGACUGGUGAGUUCAAAUUGCGAAAGGGAAUUAACCCCCACUUCCCUUCUGUGGAAUCUGAGAGGAACGCAGAGGAAAGUCCCGCUCUUCGGAAUAGCUUUCUAUUCAUCUAAAUACUUUAGUGUACUAGUAAAUCCUGUGUGAGCUUAGAAAUAUAUUUUAACCUAUAUCUGCACGCUAUUGGUGUUUAUUGACAGAUACUUAUGCUCUAUGCUCUUUCUUUUUAUAAUAGUGACUGGAAAUGGAACCCGGUGUCUCAUGCAUGUUAGGCGAACUAAACCACUGAGCUAAAUUACUUCUCCUUUCUUUUUCUUUUUUCUUUCUUUCUUUUUUUUUUUCGGAGACAGGGGUUUUCUUUUUUCUUUUUCUUGUUUAUUUAUUUAUAUUUCAAAUAUUGUCCCCCUUCAUGGUACACCCUCCAAGAGUUCUUCACCCCUCUCUUUUGCCUCUGAAAGGAUGUUCCCCUACCCAUUCAUCUCCUUCACCACCCCCCACACACACACCUCCUGCUCACAUUCUCCUCUCCUGGGGCAUCAAGGGAGACAGUUUUUUUUUUCCAGUGUAACCCUGGCUGUCCUGGAACUCACUCUUCAGACCAGGUUAGCCUUGAAUUCAUAGAAAUCUGCUGCAUCUGUCUUCUGAGUGGUGGAAGUAAAAGCAUGAGCCACCACAGGUCUCUCUAUGUAGCCUGGGAUCGUCUGAAUCUCACUAAAUUGACCUGGCUAGCUUGGAACUCAGAAAGACCCACCUGCAUCUGCCACCUUAGUACUGUGACUAAGGGCUUUUGCCACCAUGCUUGGCCUGGCCUGUACCAUUGCUAUUAUUCUUGAGAUUUCACUUUUUAGAAAGAUGUUUUCUGGAGAUUCUACUAGUUUCCCAGUUAUGCUUCAUAGUUUGUUUUUUAAGUAGUGUAACUAACCUGUAUUUGACAAGUUAAAUAAAAAUAUUUUAAUAGUCUAUGAAAUCAAAGAAUCUUUUAUGUAUAUUAUCAUAUAAAAUCUUUGAGGUUUCAUUUUGAACAAGUGAUUAAAUUAAUUUUACUAUUAGUUUGUAGAAAAUUUUAAAUGUGAAUAUUCAAUAUUAUGGAAUGUUGCAAAUUUAGUCUCAUUUUGUGGUGACUGGUUAUCAGGCAUCUCUAAAUAUAAAUGUAAGGAACUCUAGACGCUAAGACACUUGUCUAUGUACACAUAAUUAGGACUGUCUCUGUGAAUUUUAAUAAUCAACACAUAUUUCUUAAAUGAUGAUUUUACUGAACUGUCAAUUAAUUAAAUCAUAGUUUGUGAACAUUGUGUAAGAAGAGUAUGGUCUUUUAGCAUCAAGAUAUUUACAAAAGUUGAAUAAAUCUUUGCUUAAUGUUACUAACUGUCCAGCAGUUCUUUUUUCAAACAAAAAUUCUACAAAGAAAUGCUAACAUUCUCUCUACAACAAUGUGCCUUUGUAAUAAAAUUUUUAUUUUAUUUUAAUUACAAAAAUAUGAAAAUUUAAACAUGAUCACUUACUAAGGUUAUCUUCUUUCCUUCCAUACAGAAAAUAUCUUUCUGUUCAUUCUAAAUUUUAUUGCUGAGAAUAAAAUCCAGGAGAGCACACUUUAUCUUUUCUUGUGUAACAGUUUGGGAGUUCAAAGUUAUUGUGUUUAUGUAUAUAAAUCUAAACUGUAUUUUCCAAACUUCACCAUCUGCUUUCUCAAGUAUCUAAAUUUUCUCCUCUAACGUUUAUGAAUAUCAUUUAUUAACUACAAAGCAAUUUCUAUUCAUAAUCUUGUUUUGUAGGUUAUUGUUGCCAUAUUGUAUAAAAUGCUCUAUUCAAAUUUCUCUCAUAAGAAAAGAAAAUUGUAUUAAGGUGAUAUGUGGCUAUUUUACUUUUAACCUUAAUCAAAGUGGACUGGGAAACGUUUACUCUCUGGAAUUCUGGGAUACUUGUCCCUCAAAUGGCACCUUUUUUCUUAGGGGCAUUUGCUUCUGUCACUCUAACUAUACAGCUCUGGUUUGGAACUUCAGUGGUUUUCAGUUAUAUAGUUUCCACAGCCCAGAGGUUGUACACCGCCUGGUCCCCUACCUAUAGUGACUAUUGUUAUACCUAAACCCUUCCUGAGAAACGAUCGAUUUUACAACAUUGACCUCAUUAUCUUCUUUGUAUUUGAGAAAGGAGAGUGAACUCUGAGCCAGAGCUGACUGCUUAUAAAGUGAGUGACCAACUCCUGUCAAAUUUAUUGGUCAUCAUAUAUAGUGCACUAGUAAAGGAUAGUGCCAAGAAUGUAUACCCCAGAGACUGAAACAAACAAACAAAAACAAUAACAAAAAUCACCUGGUAGAUGCCCUUCAGGAGUUUCAGGCACAUUGCCAUUUGAAAGUUAAAAACUGUAUUUUUAAAAAUUAAUAUAUUCAUUUAAAACAGAAAGAAAUUAGUAACUCUUACAAUAAAAUGAAAACUGUUCCGAGAGCAAGAAAUUUUGUUUGCUUCUUUAUGGUGUUAUGGUCAAGAACUAAGUGAUUACUUGUUUUAAAUGAACGAUGGUCUCUGCAGAGACAGAGCUUUGUGUACUGAGUUUGUUCCUUCAUGAGAAAGGUAUGUAUGUAUUUCUCUCACACAGCUUAGCUAACUCAAGGCUGCCAUAUGAUGCUUAGGUGAAAGGAAAGAAGCAAAUAGAACCCUUUUCCCUAAAAGGUGUGCCACAUAUUUUAGCCUUUACAGUGCACUUUGAAACAAAAAAAAAAUUAUCUGAAGUUGUAAAGCAGAACGCUUGGUGGCGCUGCAGGCUAAGAAAACUAAAACUUGGCGACUUCGUGACUGUAAAAUCAGCCAUUUCUUGCUGCUGAGAAAGGAAGGUUUGUCCAUUUCUGCCGAUCGAGCCUUUCAGAGAGGUAGAUAAGCUGCGUCCAGCAACA